AUGGCAAAUACGAUGAAAACAUCGUUAUUCUCUUUCAAAGUUGGCAUUGUCUGCUUGCUUUUAUCAGCGUAUGGUUGUUCUGGGGACCUUUUUGGUUCUCUACGAUUUACCCGAAAAGCGCUCUUUGGGUUUUCUCGAGUUGCUCCAAAUCCCGAAACUGAGCUACCUGUACCUGUUUUCAGUCUCGUUCGUUCUUUGGAAAGCGACUCCCCUACCAAAAGGCCUCAACAACGCACAAUUUACACGCCAUCUAACAAGUUCCUCGAAGUCAUCAGCGAGAUCCAGAAGGCUGUAGCGAACGCUGCUGCGAUGGGAAGUCAGUUGCAAUACAGCAACCUCACUCUUGCUAAGUUAUCACAGCUUUUGGAAGAUGCAGUCAAGAGCAAAAGCUUCGAUUAUGGUAGAGAGGUACUCGGACGAAUAUUAUAUUUACUCAGCAAGUCUUCUAAGCGAAAAAAAAGAUCUCUCGAGAAUGAAGGAAAUCUGUUUCUUCAGAGACUUCGUCAGGGUCUCGGAAACGAGACAUUUGAUAGCUUUAUGGCAGUCGAAGGAAAUGUGUCUUUGGUGUUUGUUAUUGACGAUACCGGAAGUAUGCGUGAGGAAAUAGAAGCCGUAAAAAAGAUAGCCACAGCUGUCAUCAAUUAUCCGCGUGAGGUGCCAGUGGAUUACAUCCUAUCACCUUUCAAUGACCCUAUGUCAGGUAUGCAGUUUUAAGAUCUUAUCCAGACAAAAAUACAAGGCAACAUAACAAGGAGGUAAUUUUUUUCCGGAACAACUUUGAAGAUUCUUUUAUAUAUAUUAAAACGAAGAAUGAACCCUUAGGUAGCAUAUUCUUGCUGGGCCUUACGGGUACUUGAGCCUGGCAUUGAAAAACCACAUUGCAGCACAAAAUUACCUUUCUUGCGCUCUGCAUUCUCAGGAUAUUUUCUUAAAUGAAAUCAGUGCCACACGGGGUGGACGCAAAAAAUUAGCACUCGACGGAAUACUCCUUGAACACUGUUGCUUUUAAACGAACGGCUUCGCUAUUGCGUCAAUAGUCUUCAGCAUCAACAUUUUUAAUACUUGUGUUUUAUUCAUACUUUUCUUAUAAUUGUGUUCAGUAAGUUCGCCAUCAUCAUUGUUUUAUUGUUUGUUUUAUCAGGAGCCCAUUACUUGUUAGUAAUGGGCUCCUGGUUUUAUUCAUUUAUUUUUAUUUUAUUUUAUCAUUUUUCAUGCGCUUAUAGACGCCGGAGCGGUGGUAUUUAAAGAAAGUCACCAAUCUUUAGAGUUUGUUGAUGCAAUAAAUGCCUUGACUGCACAUAGAGGGGGAGACUGCGCGGAAUAUACUCUAGCGGGUAUUGUAAACGCUUUCGGGCAGGACCCUCUGUUUGGCUCUCCUAUGUACGUUUUUACUGACGCUGGCCCCAAAGACGCUACGGAGGAGAAAAUAGAAGAAGUGAAGAUUCUGGCAGAAAUGGAUGAUGUCACAAUACAUUUUCUGACUACAGGUAUUUGGACAAGUUGUUCUCUCUUUAUUAACUAUGGGGAGUGCAACGUAGCAGGGGCGUGGGUAGGGGAUGGGGGGGGGGGCUGUCUGAACCUUCUAUUGGUAGCAGAUUUAUUGUGAAAAAAAGAGGCAACGGCGUGUAAACCUUAUAAUUCGAGAGGUGAAAUGCGUGAAGGAGAAGAAUGUGCGUGUCAUGAGUCUUUUCCAAAGCUAAAUAUUGCAUUAGUUGGUCGGCGUGCAAAUGCAAGCCUGUACAUCCAUAAAGUGCAACAGCGGUAAAAGCCGCGCCAAGAAAGAAGCGCAGAAAUAAGUAACGACGACCCUCCUUCUCCCCAUUUAACACCCGAGUUACGCCCUGCGUGGAGAUGAAUGGAGAGAGAGGGGGAGAGGAUUAGGUAUUUUCUGAGUCAGGAAAUCGUGUGAAAUCGUCUGAAAUUGGAUCACAAUUCCUAAUAAGGUCAGCAUAUUUCUCCCUUCACGGUGAAAUAAUUUUCCAUACCAUGUCAGUUUACAUACUUCAAUGUGAUUUGACACAAAACUUUUAAUUAGCACUGAGCACCAGUUCAUGUGGUAUAAAAACAAAAUAUCUUUGUCUUCCCAUAAAACCUCAGUUUUUAAAUCAGUGAAUGACGUAAUAUGUCAUCGUCAAUGAAAAAAGCCUGUGAUGGUGAUUUUUUCAUUAGGCGCCUGUGGGGGUAAGCUUCAUCCAGCUUUCCGUGAACUUGCCGAGUUCACUUCGGGACAAGUCGUGCUGUUGAAAAGCGUAAAAGAACUGGAGAAACUUGCAAACGUUACAAGAGGAGCCUUGGAAGGUACCACCAUCAUCAGCCUCGGAUCCAGCGAGUCCGGUAGAAAAAAGAGAACUUCCGGCGGGCUGCGUCGUUAUAGGUUCCCCGUGGAUGAUUCCAUCGAGACUGUAACAAUAUCAGUUAAAACGAAUCAGCCUGAUACAAAUGGUUAGUGAUCGAGGCUGUUCCUCCCUUCCUUUCAUACCAGUCAUCUACAGUUCUGAUGAUAUUUAGCUGAUGAAGUCUUUGUUCCAGCUUGUUAAUGACUUCCUAAAAAUUUCAAAAGUUGUUAAAUGAAAACUGUAUCACGGAAAGUAACGAUGAUAACGAAACAUAACAGAAGAAAAUAAAGGCAAAAACAAAGCAAAACAGAAAAAAAAUUGCGCCUGUUCGCGACGACUUUCAUUCCAAGUUUAUCACUCUUUUCCUAAGUGAGCUUUAUUAAUAGAACUCUGUCCCCUGCAUCAAAAGAGAGUCGGGAGUAACCAGUGGAAGCUCUCCUUAGAGGACCUGAAAAAUACGCAUCAAUUAAGGAUCGUGAGGAGAGGCAAAAUUUCAAACUACUAAGAAUUUCUCUCUUUCAAAUCUUCUCAUUUGUGUAUUCGUUAUAACUUUCAUUUUUUAAUAUGUUUUCAUCUCAAUUAAUUACACUCCAGGUCGGGGAAUUACUUUGAGAAACCCCUCUGGGGCCAUCAUCACAGCACAGAAGGUCAAUCUUUCUCAGCUUUGCUUCUACCAAAUUGCGAGCCCCCCAAAAGGUUAUUGGACUUUGGAGAUUACAACAGGCACGACUGGGGAUCACGAGUUUUACGUCAAAUCAACCAGCAAGACAAACAUCAACUUCAAACACUAUUUUAUGAUUCCAGUGGGACGUCGUCGAAGGAAAAGCGAGGUGCCUUUUUCGAACCCUAUCGCACGUUAGUAUAAUAAUUAUAAUUCACUAAAUUUGAUGCUUACUUAAAUAAACUCACUAGUUUGAGAGUAAGGGGCAAGCCAUUAUUUCUCGCCGGGGAUGGGGAGGGGGAGGGUCAUGCACUUUUUGCGCAUUAUAAUUCCAUCUGAUCCUCCCCUCAAGGCUCUGUAAUAUUCCCCUCUCAUUGGCAGUCAAUUUUCUACCGUUUCCAUGUAUACUCUCUAGAAACAACUGAUCUCCCUAUUCCCCUGAAGACCAUGUAUUGGCCCCCCCCCCCAAAAAGGGAAAAACCACCCCCCAGGAGAUAAGUUUUAAUUGAUCUCUUACUAGAAUCAAUAUUUAUUUCACGCAGGGUAAUUAUGGGCGACACUAAGAUAAGAUGUUCAGAUUUCGCCUUUGCACUAAAAUUGUUGUCCUUUUUUCGUGCUGAAACCUGCUAAGAUUAGCACAGCGUUUCGUGGCGUGAUAUUAAUAAAAUCAUACCUGUACGGCUUCGACAGAAGGGAUGGGUUCAAGAAGGAGGAUGAAGUGGAGUCCUACAUCAGUGUCGUAUUGAUAAUAUUAUUAAUUUCUUUAAUAAUAAUAAUAAUAAUAAUACAAACAUAUUUAUGCAGGAUUGCUGCUUCAGUUUUAAGAAAAAAAACUGCUAUCAAUGCAGGUCCUGUACAAAAUUAAAAAUAUAAAAAUAAAAAUAAAAAGAUUUAAAAUAUAGAUAAAAAUCAAAUUACAAUAUUACAAAAUAGUUUCACUAAACGAAAGAUCGAACAGCUAUAAAUUCUAAGAAUUAUCAAAAAUUAUUAAAAAUUUUUGCACCUUUGUAGAAAAAAGCGCGCUUGGUGCAUUCUAAAUUAUUUUUUUCUAAAAUAAGGUCAUUAUUAUUUCUAGUUUUGUGGCGGUGAAUGUCACGGUUUCUUACAUUGAAAUAAUUAGAAAGGUAUCUGGGAACUCUCUUUGCAAUGCACUCAUCAACAAAUCUUAAAAUGUGUGCCCGUCUUCUAUAAUUAAUUUCUUUAUCAUAACCACUACAAUUUCCUCAAAUGUUAUUGAUGCAUUAGCUGCUUCAUUUUUAUUAAUCAUUCUGUUCAGUUGUAAUAGGACAGUUGGUUGUAAUCGGACACCUGUAAUCGGACAGUCGAAGCAGCCAAUGAUACUAAGUCCACCGAGCUAAAUACAUCACUCACAGAAUUGAUCACAACAACCAUAGCAACAACCCUAGCAACAACCACUUAUCCUGAAAAAACAAUGGGGAAUUUCCAAAAUGGAGGAAUUUUGUAUUUUAGACAUAAUCUCUACCAGUGAUGUUUGUCCUAAAUGUAUUUGUUUUUUUUUUAAUUCCGGAAGUUGUAACGGUUAUUAUUAAUUGGUAACAGGACUUCGUCCAAUUCUGUCUGUAAUCAUACUCGUUACUGACAAAUUGGACUCCCGCCCCGCAGACGCCCGAUUUUGUUAAUCACUCGUAAAGUUACAGACCGAAUUGGACUCAAGUCAGCCCUAUCACCAUUAUAAAUAGCAAUGUGCUUCAGGUACUCUUUUAUUCACUAAUAACUCACUUCUUAUUUCAUCUCAUAAUUUUUGUUUUCUGGGAGAUAAUAGCUACCAAAAACUUCAAGGUCUGUCCAAGCUAUGUGUGCCUUGACAAAUUUCCCGCCCUGUUUUUGUUGGAUUGAAUUAGCACUACGUUAAAGAGAACUAAAUAAUUUUAACUGGAAGAAAAAAAAAAUGGAGGAAUAAUGAGUAAAUAUCAUCAAAUCUGUAGCUUGUAUAUGCAGUUCCCUUUUAUAAUAGAUAUUCUCAACAUCCAUUUCGAUCCUCAGGAAAAUCAAACACGAUGGUGCUUACAUUACUGGCUCCUAAUGAUAAAGUCGACCCAGCCUCCCUUCGUUUACAGAUUGUCACCUCAUCUGGCUCUGUUGUUCGCAAUUUGAACCUUUCGUCGAAUGAUAAAGUUCAUUAUGAAGUGAGUUUUACUCCACCAGCCACGGCCUUUAAACUCAAACUCCUUGGUGUUACUCAGAAAGGGUUUGCAUUUGAAAGACUGUCUCGUCGUUUCAUCCAACCAAGUACUGCGUUUCUUAGGGGACGAUACGCAAGUAAUGACUUCACCCUGCCGUUGAACAGUCUUACUAUCAUCCAGUUUGAGAUCUGCAACUUUGGACCCAAUGAGCGUUUUGAAGUCUUGGUUAGGAAGGACUGGAUGAAUUACGUUUCACAGCCUAGUGCCGGUUCCCAGCGACCAACGUUGGUUGGCAAGGGUCGUUGUGCGGCUUUGUUCCUUCGCGCAAGGGCCACGCGCGUUGCAGAUGUGCACAAAACCAAUACAGUAAUUUUGAUCGUUAAAGGGCAGUCCUCUGGUAUUGUCCUAUCACGUUUAAUGAGGCUUUUUGUCGUCAAUCCAAAGAGGUCCUGAUCAGAGGCAUGAUUUCAUUUAUUUGCUUUCCCGAUUGAUAUCAAAGGACUAAUUAGACAGUAACGCUUGGAUUAUCUCAUAAGGAGUUGGUGAAGAAGUGGGUUGCAGUAAAUCUACUUUAAGACCCUCCCCCCUCCUCCCCUAUAAUCAAUAAUUCUCCGAUCCACCCCCCUGUUUAUUAAUCAACUUUACGUAGAUGUCAGAAUGACAACCUAAACAUAAAUGGCUUUUUGUUGAAGAGAGAAAAGUUUGGCAGUUUUUGUGUAAAAUACACAACAUUGAUCAAAACUAGGAAACAGAGAAAUAAAGAGAGGAAAAAGCUGAAC
Messenger RNA from Pocillopora meandrina, 5920 nucleotides. Lineage: Eukaryota; Metazoa; Cnidaria; Anthozoa; Scleractinia; Pocilloporidae. The record is from the annotation of a GenBank genome assembly.